Messenger RNA from Porites lobata, 3812 nucleotides. The record is from the annotation of a GenBank genome assembly. NCBI's taxonomy places the organism in Eukaryota, Metazoa, Cnidaria, Anthozoa, Scleractinia, Poritidae.
AUGGCAAACUCCCAGUCAGCACGAGUUCCCUUUCUUAACUGGGGUAAUGACUCCCCCCUGGAACAUCAAGAGCAGAGUAAGAAGAAUAUAAUGAGUGUUAAAAUCAUACGUUGGUGGCUGGGGGCUAACAUAUCUAAAGAAGAGCACUAGAUCAGGUCAGUCGACUGCUGGGCAGGUCUACAUCUUCAUCUACUGCUAUACUUGGAAAAGAUUGCCGAUUGAGCCAAGUCAUGUCCAUGACCAGCCAAUACUGGGCGGACUUUUUAAGAUCUAUCAAAGUUUAGUCAAGGCUGGUCUGCCUAGAAUAGAUCUUUAGUCUUUCAGUUAUGAGAAAGGUUUGCCCUGUAAUAUAAGAAAAUACUUGCUUUUAUUGAAUCAGCUAUACAGCCAUUGUGUUGAUUGAAACACGUAAAUAGUAAUUACGAAAGCUUGUAUGAGAAUGUAAGAUCAUUCACCAAUGGAAAAUUCCUUCAGCUGCCUAAAAAGCAUGAUUACGACCACAGUCGACGUGAAAUGACACAAUUUUCCACCAGAAGUCCUUCAAGCUCUCAUAACAACCGUCUGAACCGUACCAGUGUGCUUCUCGCCAGUGUGACGUCAAACUGCUAAUUUCUAACUAAGAGGGUUUCUAAGAGGGAGGUGGACACUAGUUAUAGAUAAAAGUUAACCGUCUCAUCCUGCCCAGUUUCGUGGUUUUGUCUUCAUAUUCUGGGGCUAUUUUUAACCAAAAUCGUCGGUGAAAGCAAUAGCAUCCAAGUGAAUUUCUCUUUAUACUUUCCUCCGGUGUAAAUUCAAAUUGUUUUUUGUUUGUUUGUUGCUAACAGAUCCUCCGCCAGGACCACUGAACUGCUCAAGUUGCGCAGCAUUUAGCGAACAAAGUUGCAUAGCGAUGCAAACUGUAGAACAAUGUCCAGCACCUUCACCAGGCCAGGAAGACUUGGUUUGCUUUACUCAGCAAGCAUCUGACUCAAAAACAAACCAAACAUUUUUCACCAGAGGAUGUAUUCUGCCGUCCCUGUGUGAUCUUGUUUGCUCUUCGUUUAAUAACAGUAGAGGGGGAGCAAUCGAGUCUUGUUCAACGGUUUGUUGCAAUACAAGGUUAUGCAAUAAUGCUGGGUCUCUUCCAACUACUCAGGCGCCAACAACAAUGGUUCCGUCAACAACUGUACAACCAACAACUCCACUUGGUGAUAAAUAAAAUAUAUAUAUAUAUAUAUAUCAUAAAAUAACAUGACAUAACAUAACAUAACAUAACAUAUAUUAUUAGCAUUCCCAUAUAUAGAAAUGGUAUUGCUUUUAAACUGUUAAGUAAUGAUCCGGGUAAGGUGGAUAGCAAUUUCUUUUGUUAUGCGGCAACGGUGCUUUCCCCACAUAGGAAUGUUCUCGUUUUUACACAGAGAAUGCAUAAACCUACAUGAUGGCCGUUUACGCAAUAAAAUGCAUCUACACUCCACUUUGAAAGGGUGUUUUUUUGUGUUAAAAGAUUUUGACCAAUCACAAGAGUUGAAAACAAUAGCCAAGAAAAGUUUAUAAUUUUACAUGUUCCCCACAUAGUAUUUCUUUGUUAUUCAAACUGAGACCAGAUUUUGUUAUAUGGAAGAUGGUUGGAAAGUAAGGAUGAAUAUAUGUACUGCUUUAUGAAGUUUUGUUAACUUUUGCUGUUUAAGCCAAUCAGAAGUAAGGACAGGCAAUAGAAAAGUUAGCACCUUUUUUGCAUUCCAACAUGUUCGUCGCCGUUGUUGCUAUCGUUCUUAUCUGGACCGUUUCUUAAUUACCAUUACAAUUUUAAUAAUGUUUAAAUUAACCAAAUAAAUAGAGAGUAUCAAUUAAAUGUAAUAAUUAGUUAUCUCUAUUUCCCAUGCUUCUGUUUCAUGAAAUACGUUUCCCUAAGUUCAAAUGCUUCAUAGACAGAGUAGCUUCGUUUUUACAAACAUAUGGAUCAAUAUUAUUAAAAAGAAAUAUAACUUUUUCUGAUUCGUUGAAAUCUACGAAUUUGGAGUACCUGGUUUCUACGUCUUGAAAAAAGUGUUUUCUUAAAUUGCUAUAUAAAUUGCAUUCCAGUAGAAAAUGAAUUUCAUUUUCUACUUUAUUCGACGAGCAAAAACUGGCAAAUUCUAAGAUUCUCGAUCAGAAAUUUUAGGAACAUGAUAUCUAUCAGUCUCAAUUCUCAACUUUUGGUUACUUAAUCGUAACUUUGCUACUUCCUGGCGGCGUUUUAUAAUAUUCUAAUCCACUAACAUCAGUCUUAAAAGUAGACAAGGAAUUCAAUUUUUUGUAAGAUCGCAACAAAUUAUCAAAUUACAUCAAAUCAUAAUCAAUAAAGUGGUAAUUAGAAACUAUAGCAAAAUUUCUUAUUGCCCAGCAAUUCUAAAAAACACACUCAUAAUCUCUUAGCAUCUUUGAUGAUCACACUACCAUUUUCACUCCGCCAGAUUUUCAAUGUUUUCUACAAUAUUUGAGCAAAUUUAAUGGUUCUAUAUCAGUGCAGAGGUAAUCCAAACCACGACAAAUGUAAGGCAGAGUAAACGGAACUUGGAAGGUGUGAAAAGUCUCCUUUGACUUUGAAGGGUUCUGUGAUACCUUGAGCCAUCAAAGUCGCAAAUAGAGACAGUUUCUGGCUCAAAAAAAAAAAGACAAAGCCACUUUACUUCCCCCCCACCCCCCUAGUUUUCCUGUCUGUUGUGAAAGGUAAGAAGUAAUAAGGUGUAUUAUUUUCCUUUUCCAGCAUGUGGUGGUCAACUGACGGGUAAAUCUGGAACUUUUAAGUCUCCUAAUUUUCCUAAUAACUACCCUAAUAAUGUAACCUGCGUUUGGACGAUUAUUCCACCAAACAGAACAGUGCUCUCUAUUGCAUUCUUCCAACUUGGGUGGUAAGUCAAGCCAUAUAACAUAACUAACUAACAACAAACUAACUAAUUAACUAACUAAAUAAAUAAUUAAAUACCUUCCGCUUCCAUAUUUAUAUCUGAGACGGAUAGUAGCCCCGUCCGUCGUGCCCAUUAUUGAAUAAACUGAGACGAACUACGAAAGGAAAAAAAAUGUUGAUUUAAAUGAAAGAAGACCGCUGGAUUCAGUUCUGUGGCUUUAUUAGUCCAAUGUCGAAAUAUCCAAGACGAAAUAAACCGUUUCAAACAAGCUUCAAUUCCGUUUUACCCAUCAACGCUCGCAAACCAAAGUGAAAAGGAUUUUCUAUUAUCGAUGUCCCGAAUUUUGCAUCUUUAUUUGUUACUUAAUAUAUGAACAAAGGAGUUUUUACUCCUUGUAUUUGUGUUUCUAGCGGAGAUUUUGUAGAAAUCUUUGUGGGUGGCCGGCUUGAGAGGCGUUUGACAGGAAGGAUGUUAAGGAUGAAGUGUUCCCGCUUCGGCGACGAGGGCGAACAGCUUUCCAACGAUGAAGAUCUUAACGACCUCAUAAGUGGUAUCGACGGGUAUGACGAUAUUGGUGAUGAUAACAGAGACUACGAUGAUGAGGAUACUGACAGGAAUAUCGAUGAUGAGCAGUCUGAAGUUUAUAACCAAGAUGACACUGAUGCUAAUGACAAUGAUGACAAUAACGACGUAUAUAAUGAGAACGACGUUGAAGAUGAAGAAAAUGAUCAACUGGAAAAUGGCGAGUAUCUAGCGGACGCAAAUCCCUGGAGUGGCAGGAAGUGGAGGAGAAUGCGUGGGAGCCGGAGGAGACUGCGCAGGCUCAGAAGGAGGCUGCAAGUUUUGCGUAUAAGAGGAGGCCAGGAAGUAAGAAUUGUUUUCAGUUCCAAUGGCAAUGGAACCAUGCGUGGGUUCAAAGCUUCCUAUGUGGUUCGACGUAAGUGA